Messenger RNA from Trichomonas vaginalis G3, 1836 nucleotides. RefSeq names its product WD repeat-containing protein 11 family. Bases 1 to 1836 code for a protein of 611 amino acids. The record is from RefSeq and is a predicted model, not a curated record. The transcript has a single exon. Gene Ontology annotation, molecular function: protein binding. NCBI's taxonomy places the organism in Eukaryota, Parabasalia, Trichomonadida, Trichomonadidae.
AUGGCUGUUAAUAGUUCAGAUAUAUUCACUGCAAUUCUAUAUUCUAAUGGUCCAUCCUUUACAAUUAUCACGUCAAAGAAUGCCAAGCAGGCUCCAACAUCUCAAUCUCAAUCCCAUACUUUAGAUAAAUCAGAAAAAAUCGUAGAAAUUCAACAUCAUCCCCAUAUUAGUAAUAUUUUAUUAAUUAUGCUUGAAGGAAAAAUACUUACGUUUAACAUAGCGACCAAAUCUGGCCGAAAUCUUGUAAUCGAUGAAUCAUCCCAAUCAUCUUUCCAUAAACUGCUUCCUUCUUUAACAAAUGACAACGAAAUUACAGUUUAUGGUCAAGACUCGUCACUCAGUAUCUAUAUCUGUAACGAAGACUACAUUUUUACAAAAUCAGGAACAAUAAAAUUGAAAAGAGAGCUGUUUGACUUAAAAUCGAAGUAUUUACCACUAUCCGCUGCAUGUAACCGUGCACUUCCCGAGCGAUACAUCGCGUUCUCUCCAUCAAAUGGCUUAGUUAUGUUUGCCAUAAAAGAUGAUAUACCUUACGUCAUCGCGCAGUCUCAAAUUAUACCACAGAUACCAACCUGUUACGAUUUCUACGACGGAAUCCUUGCUUUCGGCACUCCAACCGGAAAGAUAAUUUUCGCAGACGUUUCAGAAGGGAAAUACACACAGAACUACCUUGCAUCCAGCACAUCCAUUGAAAAGAUCAAGUUCCUUACCAAAGAUGUCCUUCUGUGGUACUCAAAAACCGAGUGUGGAUCAAUAAAUCUUCCCAAGCGCCAAGUUAUUCCAAUCCACACUCGCCUUGGCCCUGCCACAGACCUAAUAUGUUCAGAGGAGCUCGGCGUUUUCGUCCACGGCAAAUACGACCUUGGUAUUUUUUAUGAUGUCAAACAAAAGCCGAUGACUCUUCAAACAUCCAUCACCGCUGUUGCAGUCCAAGUAUCCAGAAUACCAGCAACAUGUUUCCAAGGCGAUACUCCCAAUUUCGCCGUAUUAUUAUCUACCGGAGAAAUCCAAGUCUACACAUACAAGAACGGCAUAGCACAGAUGCCUGUUCUGAGGCUGCGUAACUCACGGGAGAACUCCAGGACAACUUGUCUUGCUUGGAAAGGCGAUUGCAUCAUAACUGCUGACACAGACGGCGUAAUUAUGUUUUACGACUUUGCUUUCGGUACAUCGAAGCAAACAUACUCUCCUUUCAUCGACAUAGACAGGAUAGAGUUCGAGAGAUCAUCCAGCGGAUUGUACGUACACGCGAGAGACGGAAAAUUUGGUUUUUCACUUGAAAAAGUGGAAAGUUGUCCUUUUUCUGUUUCCUCAUUCGCUGUAACAGGAAAUGGACUCGUCCUCGUCUCCCCGCUCAAUGACGAAGCCGUGAAAUUCGUUAUUGCAAGAGACUGGAGAUCUGUAAAAAGAAUCACUUCACCUGCCCUCUUAAAACCGCUAAAAACCGCCCAGCAACGGUUAGAGCUUAUGGGUGAGCAAUUAUUAACGAAUCCUACUACAGGAACAUGGUCAGAAGCACUUCAAAUAGCUGAGAUAGCUAAUGACCAUGGAUUUCCAACUGAUUCCAUUAUUUGGAAGUGUGUUUCACGUAGUUUGGGAGGUCCGAGGUUGCAAGCACGACAUUCCAUGUUUGGAGGGAAAGAAGAAGUUGUUUCCGCGUUGAGGAUUCAAUCUUCUCUGUUUUCUCCUGCAGAUACUCCGAUUUCUGCCAUUUUCAACUUGUUGUUCAAGUUCAGAAUGGGUGAUAGAAGAGGAGCUGUCGAAGUUUUCAAGAGUCUCUCCAACAAAAGCGAGUUCACAAUAGUGGCAAGCAUUUGUUCGGCGUUGCUUCUGUGA